Messenger RNA from Capsicum annuum, 1356 nucleotides. RefSeq names its product NAC domain-containing protein 1. NCBI's taxonomy places the organism in Eukaryota, Viridiplantae, Streptophyta, Magnoliopsida, Solanales, Solanaceae. Gene Ontology annotation, molecular function: DNA binding. The transcript has 3 exons. The record is from RefSeq and is a predicted model, not a curated record. The coding region runs from base 253 to 1137 and encodes 294 amino acids. Gene Ontology annotation, biological process: regulation of DNA-templated transcription.
AGUCAUUAAAAAACCAAUCAAAAAAUGACAAAUUUUAAAAACUUCCAACAAUUAUAAAUUGGGCAGCCUUCUCCUUGCAAACAUUUCAAACACUCACACUUCACAUUUUCCUCCCUAUACAAUCAAAAAAUUUCCCACCCUUCCCUUUUCUCUUUAAUUAAUACAAUACUUCAAAAUCAUAUAAUUAAUAUAUACUUACCAAUUCUUUUUCAUUUUUAUACUAGCUAUAUUUUAUUUUUUUAUAUAAAAAAAAUGGUUGGAAAAAUUAGCUCUGAUCUUCCUCCUGGAUUUAGGUUCCAUCCUACUGAUGAAGAAUUAAUCAUGUAUUAUCUUCGAUAUCAAGCUACAUCGAGGCCAUGCCCCGUUUCAAUUAUACCCGAAAUUGAUGUCUACAAGUUCGAUCCCUGGGAAUUACCUGAGAAAGCUGAAUUUGGAGAAAAUGAGUGGUAUUUUUUCACCCCUAGAGAUAGAAAAUAUCCAAAUGGUGUUAGGCCAAAUAGAGCAGCAGUGUCAGGUUAUUGGAAGGCAACAGGCACUGAUAAAGCAAUAUAUAGUGCAUCAAAAUAUGUUGGAGUUAAAAAAGCACUUGUUUUUUACAAAGGUAAACCUCCUAAAGGUGUCAAGACUGAUUGGAUCAUGCAUGAAUAUCGUUUGAGUGAAUCAAAGUCCCAAACUACUAAGCACAGUGGCUCUAUGAGGUUAGAUGAUUGGGUACUUUGUAGAAUUUAUAAGAAGAAGAAUUUGGGAAAAACUAUGGAAAUGAUGAAAGUUGAAGGAGAAGAAGAUGUAGUAGAAAGUCAUCAUCAAAUUGUGAGUACUUCAAAUAAUUCAAUUGAAGUUAUUGGUGGACCACAAACAAUGAAAUUACCAAGAAUUUGUUCAUUGUCACAUCUAUUGGAGUUGGAUUAUUUUGGAUCAAUUCCACAAUUACUAGGUGAUAAUAAUUCAUAUGACCAUGAUGACCAAAUUUACACAACGAACAAUAUUGUUAAUAACACAAAUAUGGAGAAAUUUCAGCUAGGGGGCCAAGUAUCAUCACAACAACAAAAUGCGAAUAAUAUUACAAGUAAUAAUUGUAAUAUUUAUUUCAAUUAUCAGCAGCCACUUUUUGUGAAUCCAGCAUUUCAAUUCCAGUGACAAUAAUAUUAUAUUAUAUGGAGGCUAGUUAUUGGAUGAAAAAUGUGACCAGCUAGCAGAAGUUUUCAACAAUUGUAAAAUAUAAUUGUUGUUAUAUAUUACUUGUAGAAUUUAGUUUCCCAGCUUGUGUAUGAAAUUGUAAUGAAUAUUUUAUCAGCAGUCUAUCUUUAUUUAAUUUUACAAUGAAAUGUCAAAUUGGAAUCUGGAAUCAAACUUCAA